Molecule: messenger RNA, 1216 nt
Organism: Panicum virgatum (switchgrass)
Lineage: Eukaryota; Viridiplantae; Streptophyta; Magnoliopsida; Poales; Poaceae
Exons: 2
Coding region: 151-888 (245 amino acids)
Source: RefSeq, a predicted model, not a curated record
UGCGAUCCUCUCUCUCUCUCUCUCUCCGUCCUUUGAUUCGAAAAAACAAUCGCAUAAACAACGAGGGGGGAGUCGUCUUCCCUGUCCCUGUCCCUCUCCUUCCUUCCCCCACUGGGGGCCAUAAACCCCGAGGAAAACCCCGCGACGGCCAUGGCCGGCGCCGGGGGCGGCCGGGGCCGGGAGCUGCGGAUGUCCAUCGAGGAGGUGGCCAAGAAGCUGUCCCUGUGGCACACGGCCACGUUCCGGCCCAUCCUGACCCACGACGAGCUGGAGCCCAUCCUGGCCGCGGCCGGCUUCGUGCCGGCGCCGCCCAGCCAGCACCAGCAGCAGCAGGAGUGCCUCCCCGCCGCCGCCGGCGCGGCCGUGGCGUGGCGGGAGUACGCCUUCCUCGGGUGCAAUGCCAACGCAGCGGCGCGGCGGCGCCCCGGCCCCGGCCCGCGCCCGCGCCCUCGCCUGCCGCACCCGCGCCUCGACGGCCUCCACCUCAAGACCUACGAGGCCUUCCUCGGCGCCGUCGAGGCCUACCUCGGCGCCGACCGCGUCUCCAACCUCUUCCACGUCAGGCUGAUGCCGGUGACCAACCCGCACGACCGGGCGUUCGACAAGGUGUUCCGCCCCAUGCGGAACUUCAGCCCGGAGGAGGACGGGCUCAUCGUGUACCGUGAGGGCACCCUGGACGACCUCACCUUCGAGAUGUGCAGCCGCCACGGCGGCGUCGGGGACCUCGCCCGCCACGUCAUCCCGGGCGUCAGCUGCGCCGACCUCGGCUACCUCCGCAAGGUCGACGGCAACUGCCACCAGGAGGGCUGCUGCGCUAGACACCCCGCCGCCGGCGGCGGCUAUGACUUCUUCGCCGUCCAUCUCAAGGAUCUCCUCCCCAAAUACUAGCUGAACCUGUGCGCUCUUGAAAAGAUGCAUUGGUCGUCAGCUAGCUAGCAGAGAGUAGGUGCUAGUCGCUAGCAGAAUUAGCAGCGGUGAGGCGUCGAUUACAAGGUGACUGCAAUUAGUUACAGUGACAUUAUAGACUUAUAAUAGUGCUGGUCAAGGUUGAUCCUUCCUUUUCGAGUGUAUAAUCUGUUGCGAGUCAUGAUUGCGCAUGCAUGUUGAGCGAGUUCUGUCAGCAGCAUGAAGUUUUGGGGAGGUAUCUGUACCUGGGCUUAAUGUGGAUGAUAGUAAUGGUAUGAAGAAAUGGAAUCAUGUGGUGACAAGUUGCUUA